Andrographis paniculata is the source of this 1362-nucleotide messenger RNA. Its product is annotated as dof zinc finger protein 4-like. Lineage: Eukaryota; Viridiplantae; Streptophyta; Magnoliopsida; Lamiales; Acanthaceae. The transcript has a single exon. Gene Ontology annotation, biological process: regulation of DNA-templated transcription. The coding region runs from base 340 to 1227 and encodes 295 amino acids. The record is from RefSeq and is a predicted model, not a curated record. Gene Ontology annotation, molecular function: DNA-binding transcription factor activity; DNA binding.
CAGCAAGGAACCAGGACCACAGAUAUAUACAUAUAUAUAUAGAGAGAGAGAUCGAUCUCCACUCCCACUACUCAACUCCAUUAUUAUUAUUAUUGGUUUUACAGAUAGAUUGAUUGAUUGAUGGAAGGACAGUGAAGGCCACAUAGCCAGCCAUCGUAUAUACAAUACAACAACAAUUCGAUAUACACAAACUCCCCUCCCCCAUCAUCAUAUAUUUCUAUAUAUGCUCUCAUUUUCCUCACAAGUUAAUGCAGCCUAGCUAGUUCUGAUCAUCGUACAGUUAGAAUUAAGAUAUUGCACAGAACAGAAAGCGUACCUUGAUUCAAAGUUGUGAUAUAUAUGGGUUUGAGAACUAAGCAGGUUUCUGGUGAUCAGGAGCUUGAGCUUGAGCUUGAUUGGGGUCAGGCUCUGCUGCAACACUCAGGUGCGCCGGAGAUGGCGAAGACGCAGCAACCGGAGCCGUUGAAGUGUCCGCGAUGUGGUAGCACCAACACCAAGUUCUGUUACUACAAUAACUACAACAAAUCCCAGCCUCGCCAUUUCUGCAAGUCCUGUAAGCGCCACUGGACCAAAGGAGGGACUCUCCGGAAUGUCCCUAUCGGCGGCUGCCGGAAGAACAAGCGUCCGAAGAUUUCAUCCACCGCCGCGGCGAAAUUUUGCUCUAGUUUUGCACUAGGUGCGAAUUCCUCCGGCGAUCGGAAAGGCGUAUCGAGUGUUCUAUACCAAGCGUUGAUUCGACCUUCGCCUAAUUCUCUGAACGAAGCUACGCGUGGUAUCAAUGCCGGCUUAUCUCCUGCGAAGAACUUGACGACGACAGCAGAAAGCAAUAGGACGGCGAUUCCGGCGAACGCGAUUAAAUCGACAGGUACGGCGACAUCUGCGCCUGAUCGGAACCCUAGCAACACAGAAUUCCAAUUCUCAAGCCUGGAAAUGAGCGCCGCGUCGUUGAUUCCACCCUACGAGAUUCCGAACAUGGACUCAAUGGAGGAGAUAGAAUCGAGCGUCACAACAGCGAACAUGGAUUAUCCAAGCAGCAGCAGCGGCGCGUGGCUAGGAUUCGACGUAACCAACAACUGUUCGUUGGAGUUACCGUCGACAAGUGGCGCUGCCAUGGCCACCAGCUACUGGAAUUGGAGCGAGAUCGAUGCGUUAACUUCAGCAGAUGAUUUGGACCUAGCGUGGGACGAAGAAGAUGUCAUUAAUGGUGAGGCAGCAAUGAAACCCUAAAUAGAGAUCUUCCAUUCUUCUUUCCAAUACUCUGAUGGUGAUGGCAAUUGUGAGAGAGACUAACUUUGACCGUGGUACAGUUUGGGGUUAAGGUAUCAAUGUUAAAAAAAAAAAAAAAAAAGAAAAAAAAAAGAA